GGGUAAUCCAGCCCUGAGUGUGGUGUAUUCAUGCAGCAGACAUGGGAGUUUCAUGAGAGCUGGCUUCACUGGUCAGACUAUCUCCAGGAAGAAGAACUGAAGUACAGCAAAAGAUACCAUUACCGGGUUCGCUGGAGCAUCCCAACCUGCAGGAAGCCCAUCCCACGAGCUACAGCAUGCAUCUAUUUCAUCAUUGAAAUCUCCAAAAUUAAACCACCUACCUUGCCAGUUGAGGUAUUCUUCAUUUUGGAAUCAAAUAAGCUUAUUCACAGACCAGGACAGUGUCGGGUUAGAGAAAAAUGGCUCAAAGACAUCAUUGAAAGCAAGAGGAUACUCAUGGACAGCAUAACUUUCUAAAUUAAUAUUUGAUUCAGAUUAAAUCUAACUCAAAAGGGCACCUGCAGUUUGUUGGCGUUAUAUGGAAAAUAAACUAAGGACACUGCAA
Messenger RNA from Pelodiscus sinensis (Chinese soft-shelled turtle), 445 nucleotides. NCBI's taxonomy places the organism in Eukaryota, Metazoa, Chordata, Testudines, Trionychidae. The record is from RefSeq and is a predicted model, not a curated record.